ACCGGAAGUAAACGACUUGAACACUCGACAGUUAGUCAGCCUUACAGCCAGGGGCAAGAUUGAACAGGGAUCCUCGUUAACCUGUACUUACCUGGACUGUCUUCAGGUAGCCUGUACAACCAACUCUUACCUGGUAAUUAUGACCAGGUGAAAUAAGGGCUGUAUAGUGUGUCCAGACCUCAUUUGUGUGAGAAUCUUUGCCAGAGGAGCUAGUUGGCCCGGUUGGCUGAGCGAGGUGAAUUCUGUGGCCUAUUGUUAUGGUGGUCGGCUGGUUUACAAGGAUGGGACGAGGCUUUCUCUGGCAUGGCCUACAUUAUUUCAAGGACUGAGUUUCAGACAUUGUAGGAUGUGUUUUAUCAACUACGGCUUCAGCAACCUGCUUGGAGUGGAUUAAUUACCUGUAUAAACACAGCCAGGUAUUGAAUUUGGUGACACCAGUCAACACACAGGACUAGUCAGCUUGUGGUUGUUGUUGCUGGAAUUAGGUGUGCCUUCAAACUGGCCCAAGUCAGGGCCACCUAAUCAGGAGACUGUUAAUUACUACCUGAGAUUUGCUGGGAAGGUUGUAAAUCAACUAGAGAUACCUGGCGGUUUCAAUCCCCCCUGUGACCUCAUUUGACUAGGAUGUGCAAGAUGCAUCACUCUAUGAUUGAAUGACGGAUCGAUGGGGAGACAGACAAACCCUAAUGUCACAAUUGUGCUCAUUUCGGGGCAGGAAUUCCAUCAGUUUGAUAGUUAUGGGAAACCCAAGGACAGGUUGUGAUCGAGUAUACUAGGAUCUUCCUCGGAUUGUGGAACUGUGGAUUAUUUAUUUGGACUUGUGUGUGUGUUGUGGAAAUAUGUUCGUGACUUCCUUCAAAAUGGUGCAUGUGUUGUGGGUGAUAUUGACUGUGAUAUUUUUGAGCGGGGAUAGUUUGCAGCAGACAAGCCCCACGAACACAACAGCUCAUCUUGGAUGCCAUGUUGUGAAUCUGUGCUUGAACAAUGCUACCUGUGUUGCGAAUCCUGACGAGGGGACAACCUACAGGUGUAUGUGCACACCAGGUUAUACAGGUACAAAUUGUGAAACGGAGAUUGACGAAUGUCGUCGCGACCCAUGUAAGAACGGCCAGUGUAUUGACCUGGUCAAUGGCUUCAGGUGUAACUGCACAGGUUCAGGUUAUGAUGGGGACACAUGCAUCGACGAUGUAAGUGAAUGUGAUUUGACUCCUGGUGUCUGCGGGAGUGGCACCUGCGUGAACAACCCUGGCAGCUUCACCUGCGUCUGCCCACCAGGCUACGACGGUAUUGGAUGUGUACUGGAUGUCAACGAGUGUGAUUCGAUUCCAUGCCAGAAUGGAGGGAACUGUACGAAUGGCAUGAACACGUACCUCUGUACAUGUCCCAGGGGCUUUACUGGCCAUGACUGUGAGGGGGACAUUGACGACUGCGUCAACGUGACAUGCCGCGGUGCCAACACACGCUGCCUCGAUGGCAUCAAUGGCUACACUUGUGUUUGCAACGAUGGAUACUCAGGAUUCGCCCCUGUGUGCCGGGACAUUGACGAGUGUGCUUCUAACCCGUGCUAUGGCAAUGCAACCUGUGACAACCUGGAGAACGCCUUCAGGUGCCACUGUUCACCAGGAUAUACCGGAGAUCAGUGCCAGACCAACAUCAAUGAGUGUCAGGACAACCCAUGUCAAAAUGGUGGAACGUGUAAGGACGAGGUCAACUCCUACAGAUGUGAAUGUGUGGAUGGCUACAAGGGAGACAACUGCAGUGAGAACAUACAGGAAUGUCAGGAGAUGCCAAUGCUGUGCAAAAACGGAGCAACAUGUUUAGAUGGGAUCAACGAGUAUGUGUGUGCGUGUGCUCCGGGCUGGACUGGCAUACACUGUGAGACGGACUUCAAUGAGUGUGACAGCAACCCCUGCUUGAAUGGCGCCACCUGCCACAACCACACCAACUACUACAACUGCAGCUGUGCGCUUGGCUUCACAGGCUUUGACUGCUCAGAGAACAUUGAUGAAUGCACCCCGAAUCCAUGUCUGCACGGAGGUCGUUGUCAAGACGGCAUCAGCAGCUUCACCUGCAACUGCAGCUCUGAGUGGAUGGGCAGACGGUGUAAUGACACCUACAACGCCUGCACGGCUCUGUCUCCCUGUCAGAACGGAGGAACGUGCAACACGCAACAGCCAAACCAGGACUACAACUGUACGUGUGUGGCAGGCUUCAAUGGGCGCAACUGCGAGAUCAACGUGAAUGACUGUCGCAGUGAUUCGUGCAAGCCCUUCGAACAGUGUUACGAUGCAGUCGGCAACUUCACCUGUGGCUGCCCAGUGGGUUACACUGGAUCUGAUUGCUCGACUGAAAUCAACGAUUGCGACCCCAACCCCUGCGUUCACGGCACAUGCCAUGACCAUGUGGGGGAGUACACAUGCACCUGUCAGCGUCAGCUCGUUAACCUUACCAACUACACCCCUGGCCAGGUGCAUGAGUUUUAUACAGGGUGGCAGGGAGUGAACUGUGAUGAGGACAUCAACGAGUGUAAUCAGUCAGUUGUCGCAUGCCUGAACCGAGGCCUCUGUCAGAACUCCCCCGGCAGCUACGAAUGUUACUGUGGGGGAGCAGGGGGUGACAACUACGGCAUUGGCACCAACUGUGAGAGGACCUCCAGCUACUGCCAGUUGGAAGCAGGGGGAGCCCCAUGUAAGAAUGGGGGGACGUGCAUCAACUUGCAGAGGAACUUUGAAUGUUUAUGUGCCCCUGGAUAUUCAGGUGAUCGUUGUCAGUCAAAUAUUGAUGAGUGCGACCCCAACCCCUGUCUCUACAACGGCACCUGUGAAGACGGCAUCAACAGCUACAACUGCACCUGCAUUCCCGGCAUCACAGGAGACAACUGUGAAAUAAACAUCAACGAAUGUUGGCCCCGGAACCCCUGUUUGAACUACGGAACCUGCAACGAUCAAAUCAAUGGGUAUGAGUGCGACUGCACUAACACUGGCUUUAACGGAACUAACUGUGAGAGCAACAUCAAUGACUGCAUUGGUGUUCCGUGUCAGAACGGGGGUACCUGCGUUGAUGGUGUUAAGAGCUAUGACUGUGCAUGCUAUGCUGGGUACACAGGCAGCAACUGUGAGGAAGACAUCAACGAGUGCUUGUCCAUACCGUGCCAGUACAAUGGGACAUGUAUCGAGCGGUCCAAACAAGCUCUUUAUGGCCAUCACACCGCACUUGACAACUUUUCAUAUGCUACGGCAGCUGGCUAUAUCUGUGAAUGCAUCACUGGAAUAACAGGACAAGAUUGUGAAGUGAACAUCGAUGACUGUGUGAACCACCCCUGUGAAUAUGGCGCAACGUGUGAAGAUCUGAUCAACGCCUUUCGCUGCAACUGUGCGCCUGGCUAUGAAGGACAGUUAUGUAACACCGAGGUCAACGAGUGCACGCGGUACCGGGCCUGUCAAAACGGGGCAACCUGUACAGACCGGAUCAAUGCCUACGAUUGUCAGUGUCCAGCCUUCCAACAGGGACAAACGACAUACGGCGGUCAAAAUUGCACCAUCGUCUUGACAGGAUGCGACGCUAAUACCAUGUGUCAGAAUGGAGCGACAUGUGUACCAACACUGAACGAGGCCAACCAACAUGGCUAUAACUGCCGAUGUACGACUGGCUUCACCGGGCGCCACUGUGACGUGUCGACAACAAUCAGCUUCGCCAACGGUGCCCAAAUAACCAAGGCCUUUGUGACGAACUUUACACUGCAUAUGCGAUUCCGAACUACCCUGAAAUCGGCAGUGUUGAUGGUGUACAAGCCAGGCAGAGAUGACUACAUCAGCAUGGAGAUCCAUGAUGAGAAACUGGUGGCAGUGUUUGGAAGUUCUGUCAAACCUCUGUCCAGUCAUGCUGCUUUGACAAGAAGGAUUGUCAAUGAUGCUGUAAUGCACACAGUCACUAUGAUAGUGAAGCAGAACAUCACAAUGAAACUGGAGAGUUCCCUAUGCAACUCACUUGAAGCGUGCACGGCCUCGUUCUCAUUCCCCCGUCCACUAGGAACUGAUGUUAACGAGUUGUUCAUCGGCAACGUGGACCAGUCUGUUAUGAAUUCAACAUUGUCCAAAACUGCGUUCACUGGUUGUAUGGAAGAUAUCAAGUAUAACGGGAAUUACGUGAUUCCAUCCAACGAUUUUAUAGCUUCAUUUCACGGUGUCCAGAAUGGAUGUCAGCGUUCCGAACAGUGCCUUCCGUAUACAUGCAAUCGCAAUGGAGACUGUGAAGAUUUGUGGAACACAUUUAGAUGUGACUGCCAUCGACCAUACUUAGGGAAUACUUGUCAAACAGAAUACACGCCUGUCACCUUUUCUAAAGACAACGUCCAGAGUUGGGCCAGCUUUAGUCUGAGUAGUCUCAGCCCCAGACUGAACAACACUAUCAACUUAUCCCUGUUUGUGCGGACCCGCCAGACUGAUGGCAUCAUCAUGUACCUUGGCAACACCAACCCCUCGUCCUACAUCACCCUGGAGAUGACAAGCGGGAUGCUGUCCGCAACCUUCAUGCUCUGCAACGCUGAGCACAUCCUGAACUCAACCACCCCUUACAAUGAUGGAGAGGCACAUUUUGUGGAGAUUAAGAAGACCAGCACUGACUUGAGCUUGUCUGUCAAUCAGGGAUUUCCAGAUCUGACACCGUUCACAGAUACAGAACAGUCCACAGCCACCUGCCUAUUUCAACCGGAUGUUACUUAUUUCGGUGGCAGGGUACCAACUGCUGGUGGUGUUGGAAGACGGAGACGAGCGGUGGAUGGUUCGAGUCCUUACUUUCAAGGGGUUAUUCAGGACGUGGAAGUUAAUGGGGUUAAGCUGGAGUUCUUCCCGGUAAACGGGACAACAGAGGCUAGCCUAGUGAUGUCCUCGUCUUCAAACCUCACCGAGGGCAAGGUCUCUACAGAGAAAGCUUGUGAUUUAUUGCCAUGCAAGCAGAACGGGAAUUGCUCCAAUGAGUUCUAUAAUGAUUUCAGAUGUGAGUGUCCUUAUGGAUAUCGUGGAAAAGAUUGCGGAGAGCUCGACUUCUGUCGCAAUUCCACCUGCCCAGACGGCGCCACCUGUAACAGUCUCAACAGUGGCUAUGAAUGUAUCAGCAGUUCUACCUUUAACGGUGCCACCAGCUUAGCUUCCUACACAGCUAUCUUGGAGUCAGACAGAGAGAUUCACUCUGUGAGCCUGAAGCUCAGAACAGGAGUACUGUACGGAGCUCUCCUUCACAUCCAACAUGGCCAACACUUCAUGAAGCUGCGUGUUGCCGGAGGAAAUGUACAGCUGAACUAUAAGCUAAAGGAUGAGAUUUCAAGUGUGCUUAAUGUCCACCAAGUGGUCAAUGAUGGACAGCAGUAUGACAUUAAGAUGACCAUGAAGGACAAUGACAUAAACCUCCAGGUGCUUCUCAAUAGCACUAUUUUGAAAGAGGCUGAUGUGAACGUUGACAAUACCCUAACAAACCUUACCAACUUGAUACAGAAUGGGGCAAAGAUUUACAUUGGCGGAACAGGACCAGGCCAGUCUUGGGAACAGCCAUAUAAAGGUUGUCUGGAGGAAGUUCGAAUUGGAGGAAUAUUGCUCCCAUUUUACUACGAUAACACAUUUUUCAACAACGAUAUGAGAACUGAGAAGUUCAUUGCAGCGAGCAUUGUUAACCUCCUGGAUGGCUGUCGAAAGGAUCCGUCUCCGAGCAUCAGUGGUAAAAAUGGCGCCACAUGUGAGAUUGGCUGGAAUGGCAAGCCGACCUGUGCAUGUCGGACUGGUUUUACGGGGCAGUGGUGUGAGAUCAAUAUCGACGACUGUACGGCAUCGUCAUGUCAGAAUGGUGGCGUGUGUGUCGAUGGUGUGAACAGCUUCAGCUGCAAGUGCCGCAGAGGAUACAGUGGGGACAGGUGUCAGCAGAAUGUGGACUACUGCAACGGUACAGUGUGUAGCAACAAUGGAUCCUGUCAGGAGGAAACAGCAGGGUUUAUGUGCAACUGUAGUGAGGAGUUCACUGGGAUUACCUGUAACACGAGGGUGAACCAGUCUUGCAGGACCGAACUUUGUCAGAAUGGAGGAACCUGCUCCAAUAUCAACAUCACACAGACAUCAGGGACUGUAGCUUCAUUCAACUGUACAUGUGCCGCGGGGUACGAGGGACCUCUGUGUGAACGACCCCAGGACUUCUGUUCUGUUCAGACAUGUGGGAGCAGGGGGAAUUGUACCUCAGAUCCUGACACUCGGUCCUACACCUGUAGCUGUGAUGCUGGGUGGACUGGCACUAACUGUGAGACCAACAUCAACGAGUGUCACAUGUUGGCGUGUGAGAAUGGUGGAACCUGCCAGGACGCAGACAGUGGUUUUGUUUGUAACUGCACGGACGGUUGGACUGGCAAUCAGUGCACAGUGCGUGUCAAGGUGUGCAACAACAACCCGUGCCAGCGUGGCAACUGCAGCGACGUUCAAGGAACCGCUCAAUGUAACUGCACAGGUUCAGGCUUUGAAGGUGAUGGAUGCACUGUCGAAGUUAAUGAGUGUGACGACAACCCCUGCCAGAACGACGGCACCUGCAGCAACACGGAGGGCAGCUACAUAUGCAACUGCACCAUCGGCUACACCGGACCCAACUGCAGCAUUGUAGACUGUGGUCAAGUCGAUUGUCGCAACGGUGGAACUUGUGGAACAAAUGCAGACAAUACCAAAUGGAAAUGUCACUGUACAGAGUACUAUGCAGGUGACAUGUGUGACAUCCGAGGUCCGUGCUUCAACCAGACGUGUGAGCUGGCCAACACUGACCAAUGUGUGCAGAACAUCGAAGCCUUCAACUACACCUGUGUCUGUAACAACGGCUGGGAGGGAGACAACUGCACCCAGGACAUCAACGAGUGCGACACAGGUGUGCAGCAAUGUCAAAAUGGCCACUGCAACAACAGCGAUGGCAGCUACAGCUGUGACUGUUAUCCAGGAUACAUUGGCCAGCUCUGUGAUAUUGACAUUGACUACUGUCAGCCUGGCUUCUGUCAGCCUGGUGUGUGUACAGAGAGAAACACGUCCUUUUCCUGUAACUGCACAAAUACAGGUUAUGAGGGAGAAGACUGCACAACGGAUAUCGAUGAAUGUGAGGUGAACAAUUCCUGUAGAAAUGACAACAUGAUCUGCAACAACACGGAUGGCGGCUUCACGUGUCCCUGCAAGGCCGGUUUCCUGGGUCAGGAUUGUGUGAUGGACCCGUGUACUGAGACCACCUGUGACAACGAAGGAACCUGCAACUCCUCCAGCGUUGACAACAUCAGCUUUGAACCUGUGUGUUACUGUGCAAGUGGCUAUGAGGGCGCCAGAUGUGAGAAAGCGCUACCAGUAACGGGGCCCGAAGAGUUAAAUAUUUGGUAUAUCAUCGGUCCCAUCAUAGCAAUUGUGCUCCUGGUUGUUUUGAUAGGUGUAAUAAUAUUCCUGAUGAUGGCCCGGACGAAGAGAGCCACACGGGGAACAUACAGCCCCAGUCGACAAGAAACUUCAGGAGCAAGAGUAGAGUUAGGAAAUGUUUUGAAAAAGCCGCCCGAAGAACGGUUAAUAUGAACAUCACUACACCCAAAGUCUGGUCACAGCCCAGACACAUACUUCUUGUUGCUGGUUCUCGGAGAACAAAGUGAUCUGUGUUCAGUGAGAGAACAAUCAUGCGGAAACAUUCAUGGGCAAACAUCCAUCUGGAGAACUGAGGUCCAUGUGUGUGUGUCGAAUUUGGAUUGCUUCAAAGGGAGAUAACUCAAGGAUAUUUAUAUUCAGACAAAUAUGUUGUGACUUCAAUGAGACAGUGCCUUUAAUUGGAUUCCUGAGAGUGAAGAACUGGAUUUAGAAUAUGGAAGUGCUUGGUGCUAGUUCGAAAGAUUCUCAGAGACAGGGAAGAGACAUUUGGCACAAUAUGAUAUUAUUUUCAGUGUGUGUGUUGUAUGUGUGGAAAAUCUGACUUGGUAUGAUUCCGUAAUCCUGGUGUGAUUCCUUGUAUUGAUGGUAUGAUUCCUUGUGUUGAUGGUAUGAUUCCUUGUAUUGAUGGUAUGAUUGUGCCAAAAGUGAAAUGAUCAUUCUAAUCAUGGCAAAAAAGGAAGCUUUUUCACCAACAUUAUGACCAACGCAUGAUGGCGCUAAACAUUCAUUGUAUAUUUCUUCCAGGGUGUUGCUGCAUCAAACAUUAUAGCCCAAACAGCUCAUCAUACAAUAUUGCCAUGGGUUCUGUAGGCACCUGUUCAGACUCCACAGAUUGUCAGUAUUGGCCAAUAAUUCUACAUCAUUCAGGGAAGGAGGCUCAUAGAGAUCUAUGAUACUGUGAUUCUAUUUUAUGUACUAAGCUAGAGCAAUGUUAGUGUUUAUAUGUUUGACUCAUGGUAGUCUAUGAUAGGAACAAUGCAGGCAGUUUAAUGUCAGGGCACUGGUUCACAAAUUAUUUUUAGCGCUAUGAUUGUUUUAAGUCUAUGUUGAAGUAUUGGAGUUAAGAUAGCCAUAGCGCUUUGGCUGCUUUGUGAAACGGAGCCUAUGAUUUUAUUCACACUUCUUGAAUAGACAUUUGGUUAGGCACUACAGAGUUAAUCAUUAUUUCAUUAUACCGUAUUCGACGUAAUAAGCGCCCACGGCGAUAUUUGCUAAUAUAUUGGCUCGUGAACAAUCCCAAUUAGCACCCCUUCCGAUUGAUCAAUGUACAUAAUACUUAUUUAUUCGCCCUCGUGUGUUU
This is a messenger RNA of Haliotis rufescens (red abalone), 8715 nucleotides long. RefSeq names its product protein crumbs-like. The transcript is spliced from 28 exons. Gene Ontology annotation, cellular component: protein-containing complex; plasma membrane. The record is from RefSeq and is a predicted model, not a curated record. Gene Ontology annotation, molecular function: calcium ion binding. Gene Ontology annotation, biological process: heterophilic cell-cell adhesion; establishment or maintenance of epithelial cell apical/basal polarity. NCBI's taxonomy places the organism in Eukaryota, Metazoa, Mollusca, Gastropoda, Lepetellida, Haliotidae. The coding region runs from base 840 to 7568 and encodes 2242 amino acids.